Triplophysa rosa is the source of this 2001-nucleotide messenger RNA. RefSeq names its product spermatogenesis-associated serine-rich protein 1. The record is from RefSeq and is a predicted model, not a curated record. Bases 247 to 960 code for a protein of 237 amino acids. Lineage: Eukaryota; Metazoa; Chordata; Actinopteri; Cypriniformes; Nemacheilidae. The transcript is spliced from 7 exons.
UUUUUGGUAGGCCUGAUAGGCCUGUGAUAAACAAAUCGAGUAGCACAAGUUUUAUAUAGGUAAAUAAUGCAUUGGUUUAGUAAACAAACAAAUGCCCUAAGGAUUUAGACACCGGUAAACGGGUAGGCUACUGCCAGUUGUUUAUUGUUUCCCUGGGCGACGGAUUGUUACGCAAAUGUUGAAUCUACUUCAGGACACUUCAACUUUGCAGACUAUCACGCCAUAUAAAGUCAUCCUUUAUACAAAAUGGACAGGAGUGAAAUGUCUUGCAUGAGCAUGAAUGUGAGGAAACACACUGCCUCUCAACACUCACUCUGGAGUUCUGGAAAAGAGCAAGAGUUCAAGCCUCACAUUAGACACGUUGAGCCUGUUCUGACUGAAUGUGACCUGGACUGGAAAUCCCGUCUGCGCAGGAUAGCUGAACCUCGAUACGGUGAUGCCCCACUUCCGCACAUCAAAGACAUAAAGUUUCCCAUCGAAAGAAAACUGAUGAGGUCAUUUCCACAGUCUAAUAUGACGUCCUGGACUGAGUGGAGCUUUUAUCCAAACUUUGGACAGCCCAAGACCUAUCACACUGGAAAGAGAUGUUUUAUAGACAAUAUGAAUCAACCAAGAAGCACAAGAUGUAUUUCUGAGAAUUCCCUGGAAUCAUCCAUUGGGAGGAAAAAGAAGGCCACAGAUAAAUUCAACUCGUCAACAAGAGCCAGACCUUUUCUAGUUCCUGAGUAUAGCCCUGGCUUUCACAAGUUUAAAUCAACUCCACACACAACUACUUUUGGGUCUUUAGCCACUUAUGAAUCAUUUAUUCGCCUACAGGCCCCUCCAAAAGAGUUCAGAAAAUCUUAUGCAGAGAAAAACAAAAUUCGAGAGAAAGAAAAUGACAUUCUUGAAGUCGAGAGGCUAAACAACUGGAAACCAGCGCCAGAUAUCUAUCCCAGGGCAGUUUCGCAGGACAUCUAAUUUGCAAGCGGUUGAACUAUACUUUCUACUUAGAAUACUAUAUUUCUUACAUAAAUUAGUUAUGGCUUUGCUGUAUAACUAUACACUAAGAAGGUUUCAAAGCAGGCCAACGUUUUCUCAAAUGCUGCAGACUUUGGAAAGUCCACGACCUGACCUUUCUUUGCCGUAUUAUUUUUUAGUGGGGUACAUUCUUUAGGUGUUUUCUAAUUCCUUGACAAUUCUCUGUUUUCAUUAUAGUCAUGUAAUGAACUUCUGGUGUUUAAUCUAGAUGACAUAUAUAAAGUCAGCUGGCUUUGCAGAAGUCUAAAGAUGCAUAUUUUACAGCAGUUUGUUGCUUGUGUAACAUUCUGUGUUGCGGGCCAUCUGGUGUGUUGUUAUCUAGCCAUCAAAAGGUUAGGCUUUGCCGCAUAAUUAUUGUCCAUACGGUUCAUCCGAAGGGCAGAUGAAUAAUGCCCAAAAGUUUAUCGACACGCUACAGCUCGUACAGUUUAAUUGUCAUGCACCUACACUUUCUGUAACCUCACACAGCACACCCAUGCAUGUGUUUCUGUGAGCAUGAUUAGCAUUGCUAAUGUAUAUACUGUCCUUAACUUGUACUGCAAGCAUGCUGUAGAGAGAAAUUAUAUUGUUUCACUCUGUAGCGUUAUUAAGUUUUUCAGUCUCCCAUGCUCUAGCUAUGUUUAGCAGAAUUACUUUUUUUUAAAGGUCUUUCAUUUUUCUUGACAAGUUCUUGUGAUAUGUAAAUUUCAUGUGAUAUGGAUGGAUUUCCAGAAUAACACUCUAACAAUCUUUAAAGCCUCUGACAUACUCCCUUGAGAUCGUCUAAGUGGUACAGAUCACCUUUUGAGUGCAUUUAUGUCAAAAAGAGAUGACACAUCCCUGGCAUAAAAGUGAAGAUAUGUGUCACACAGCAUAUUAAUUUGACACCCUCUUUUGGCGUGAAUGCAUUGGAAAAAAGAAAAUAUGUCUUCAUCUAAAGUUUCUUUUUUAAAUGCAAUAAGAGCCAUCUCGUUUCUAAUUGGUGUAAUUGGCAUCAUUACG